Raphanus sativus (radish) is the source of this 1424-nucleotide messenger RNA. Its product is annotated as protein RETICULATA-RELATED 3, chloroplastic. The record is from RefSeq and is a predicted model, not a curated record. Bases 128 to 1183 code for a protein of 351 amino acids. The transcript has a single exon. Lineage: Eukaryota; Viridiplantae; Streptophyta; Magnoliopsida; Brassicales; Brassicaceae.
AGAAGUAGGGUUUUUGUUAAAAAAAGGUAGAUGAGGUUUGCAAACACUCUCUCCGCCGUGUUUUCAAUCAUAAGAUUCUAAAGGAACAAAAAAAUUCGAAUUUUCCGAGAGAAUCAAUCACCCGAAGAUGGCUACUAAUGCUAUCGCGCGUCUUCAUCUGUCAGCGAAAUCGAAUCCGAAUCCGAAUCUUCCACCUUCCAGAGCCAUCAACCUCUCUCGCGAUCCAAGAAUCAUCCUCUCGUUUCCACGAAGCGGAUCCGUCUGCUCACUCCACACCAACUUCUCCUCUCCAAACCUCGCAAUCCCAUGCGCCGCAGCAGGCGGUGGCGGCGGCGGAAACUUCGGUAAUCCAGGCUCAGGCGGUGGAAGCGGAGGAGGAGGAGGAGACGACGGAGAAGAGCAAGAAGGAUCAUCGUCGUCUUCAUCAUGGGGACCGAUAGGUAUGUUCAUCGAAGGAUGGAGAUCACGAGUCGCGGCAGAUCCUCAGUUCCCUUUCAAGGUCCUCAUGGAAGAGCUCGUCGGAGUCACCGCAUGCGUCCUCGGAGACAUGGCGUCGCGCCCCAACUUCGGAUUAAACGAGCUAGACUUCGUCUUCUCAACCCUCGUCGUGGGUUCGAUUCUCAACUUCAUGCUCAUGUACCUCUUGGCUCCCACCGCGGCCACCGCUGGUGUCUCACAGAGCUUACCCGGAAUCUUUAAGCACUGUCCUUCGGGGCAUAUGUUCGAACAGGGGGGAUUCACUGUAAUGAACCGUUUCGGGACUCUUGUGUACAAAGGAAUGGUUUUUGCGACUGUGGGGUUAGCUGCUGGUCUUGUCGGAACGGCUAUCUCUAACGGGUUGAUUGUUCUGAGGAAGAAGAUGGAUCCGGGGUUCGAGACGCCCAACAAACCGCCGCCGACGGUGCUCAAUUCGCUGACUUGGGCGACUCAUAUGGGUGUGAGCGCUAACGUGAGGUACCAGACGUUGAACGGGGUUGAGUUCUUGCUUGCGAGGGCGAUGCCGCCUGUGGUGUUUAAGACGAGUGUGUUUGUGUUGAGGUGUGUGAACAAUGUUGUGGGAGGGAUGUCUUUUGUUUUGUUGGCGAGGAUGACUGGAUCACAGUCUGUGGAGAGGAAGAAGGAGGAGGUUGCAGUUGAGGAGGAGGAGAAGACGGAGAUUCAUGUGAAGGUGAAGGAUGUUUGAAUCUCAUCGUUUAUCUUUUGGAAGCUCUCCUCUUUGUUUUCACUUGUUCAUAGGAACUAAAGAGAGGUUCCUUCUUCAAUGAUAAAAGCUUGAGACUUUUUUAGAGUUGUGUUAUGUUUAUGAAUGAAUAAAUAAGACUGGUCCCUCUUUAGGUUCAUCCUAAUAUUUGGAUUUUCAUUGUUUGUUGUUUUCUUUAUCUACAUUUACCAAGAAAAUAAAUUCAAUAAAAGGGUUUUCAUGA